This is a messenger RNA of Osmia lignaria (orchard mason bee), 2916 nucleotides long. It is a transcript of the gene MSBP, whose product is annotated as membrane steroid binding protein. The record is from RefSeq and is a predicted model, not a curated record. Gene Ontology annotation, cellular component: endomembrane system; endoplasmic reticulum; membrane. NCBI's taxonomy places the organism in Eukaryota, Metazoa, Arthropoda, Insecta, Hymenoptera, Megachilidae.
UAUGUAAUCAGCAGUGUAGGUGCAAGAGUAGCCAGCGCCGGUAUGUCAGUAGUACGCGGUUGAGGUUGCACGCGACUCGUUUCUAAGGGGUAUAUUUAGAAGAUACUAAUUCGCAAUUUUGAGGGUUUGCUUUGAAAUUCUUCUGAAACAUUCAGUGAAUGUUUAAAACAAAUUAAUCGAUAGUAAGUAAGCAAAGUCAUCGUAUUUUUUCGUCAAUUGAGAGCUGGUGGUCAAAAUGGCGGAGAAGAAUGACUCGCCGGGUUCCACCUCGACUUCUGUCGGGCAAGAAAGCCAACAAUUGCUUUCAAGUUUCAUAGGUGAAAUUGUAAGGAGUCCAGUUAAUCUUAUUUUAGUAGCUGUAAUUGCGUUGCUGGUCUACAAAAUCGUUAAAAGCAAAACGAAGGUGGAAGAACCUGUAGAAGAAGUAAAGAAGCUCCCCAAAUUGCGACGUGAUUUUACUGUUGAAGAAUUGAAAAAGUAUGAUGGUACAGGACCAGAUGGACGAAUAUUAAUUGCAGUUAAUGGCAGCGUUUACGAUUGUACACGGGGUGCCAAAUUUUAUGGCCCUGGUGGUACCUAUGCAGCAUUUAGUGGUCGUGAUGCUAGUAGAGGCUUAGCAACAUUUAUACUGGAAACAAAAGAUGAGUAUGAUGAUUUAAGUGAUUUGGACACAGCCCAAAUGAAUUCUGUUAAAGAAUGGGAAGAACAGUUUAAAGAAAAAUAUGAUUAUGUGGGAAAAUUACUUAAACCUGGUGAAGCACCUACAAAUUAUUCUGACGAAGAAGACGAGGGUAGUCAACAAGAGACUGAAUCAAAAGCUGAACAGCAAGAAAGUGGAACCAAAUCUGAUCAGGGAAUUGAUACAAAGUCAAAGAACGAUUGACCACUUGAUUGUACACCAAAUACCAAACAGUUUCAAAAAGUUAUUGCGCACAUACCAUCAUUAAAAAAAACUCUUAAAAUUUGUGGCUCAUGAAUGUAUUCGUGGACAUUCAUCUAAAUAUUUUACUACAUCAUAAUGAAAUAAAGAGUAAAGUGGUAUCUUUUGAUCAAGUUAAAAGCAUAUAAAGAUUCAAAACUAAUGUUACAUGCAAAGACUUUUUUUGAGUAUCCAAUUUUCCAGUCAAUAAGGAUGCUCAUAUAGUAUAAUGUUUUUAUAUAUGUACAAAAGAUUUCUUACAGAUCAUUAAAACUGGCGCUAGGCAUAAGACAGAUAACAUUUGAACUAUAUUCCAUUAUUGAGAAACUUUGUUUGUACUAUUGUCUUUGUUCUGUCGCGUAGCAUUUGUUACAUAUAUGUAUUUGAUAUCUGUAAAAAAUUAACAAAACAGUGUUAUAUUUGACAUGCAUUUGAAGUUUAAUAUUAAAUUAAUGCGGUAUCGUGCAUAUUUGUACUACAAAAAGUAUAUAGCAUUUCUAAAGCUAAAAACAGUGUGCUUUGUUAUAACGCGAUAACUUUCAGCAUAUAACUUCACUUUAUAUUAAACUAGGUUCGGUUUAGAAAAACGUGAACGAAAAAUCAGACUUAUCUAAAAUGAUACGUGAGUGUGUAAGUUUCUUAACAGCAGGUUACAUUAAAAUUUCGAGUUAAAAAUUUAUCAAAAGUGAUAAAUAUUUACUAGUCUUUUUUAUACGAAUAGAAGUGAAGGUAUGUUCUGUAAAACUUGCUAUAAAUUUUAAUACACCAUGCAAAUUGUUAUUGUUUAGAGAUGGCAACUUUUUAAAAGUAAUUAAUAUUUACUUACGGAACAUUGUUUGUAAAGCUACUCGUUCUUUACUUUUUAAACUAAGAGAAAGUAACAAACUUACAUCCACUUAGGUACAUAGACAUAUACUGUAUAACAUUAGAAUGCAAGGAUUCUCUAAAUAUCUUAAUUAUUCGUGUAAUUAAUCUUAUUUUAUCUAAUAAUUUAAUUAGUACGAUUUUUAUAAUAAACCAAUAUUUAUAGUUAACGUUGAGCUAAAAGACAAGUUUGAAUUUUUCAAAAAUGCGUUUUUUUAAACUGUGCUGUUAAAGAUAAUAACAUUUAUUUAUAAUAAAAACGUUGUUAAUGCAAAAAAUACUACAUACGAUUUAAUGGAGUUAGACUGCUUUAACUGCAAACAAAUUUUACUACGGUUUUCAUUGAUCUAUAAAUUAUUGUAGAAAGCAAAAAAUAUUGUAAUUUGUACAAAAAUUUACAUGUCAAUUUACAAAAAUUCACUUAUGAAUGAUGUUAUACUGAAAUAUUUUCAGUUUAUUUAAGCCGAGUUGAUUCUACAUCAUUCCUACUAAACAAAAUUUUAUAAACUGUUUCAAAACUUUGCAUUUAUGUAUGAUAAUAGUUUAUCAAAAUCUGAACUGUAGAAAGCGGUAUUAUUGAGAAAACUGCAUUUUUUUUGCAACAAAGAUCAUAUCCACUCAAUCUUUUUCACUGAUACAAUCAGCAUAUAAUAAGAGACUGAGUUUUCUGCAAAUAUUUGCAUUGUAAUUUUAUUAUAAUAUUCCACCUUCUAAAUAAUAAAAUCGGUGCAUAUUUUUUUAUAUAUUUAUUAUCUAUAAUUCGUAUGAAAAGAUUUUACUCAGAGUAAAAUUUGAAUAAAACAUCUGACCAAGUUUAUUUUAUACAAAUACAGUUAUGUAGUAUGUUCUACUUUUCUAUAUAUAUUACAUAUAUUUGAUUUAUUGAUUAACAGCAAAGAAUUUUAAUCCCAUUGUUUCAGAAUAGUUUGUCAGAAACAUUGUUAUAUCUUUUAUGUUAGAUAGAGUGUUAACAAAUUUCUAUGAUGGUGUGUUGAUAGCUACAAACAUCAAUUAAUAGCAACUUUGUGUAAGAUUAUUUAUAAGAAAUGUUGUGUAUUGUUAUCAAAAUGUACUUUCUGUUAUUAUAAAAGAGCGAGGUUUGGGUACUCUUAUUAGAUAUACCAGAAAUGAUA